AUGUCUACACCACAGCAAGAUGUCCAGAUGCCCGCAGAGGAGAAGCCCAAGGAGCAAAAGAGCAUGGCCGACAAUGACAAGGACUCGUUCUACUUCUCGUUCUACUCCAACCUCCAGAACCAGGCCAACAUGAUUGGAGAUGUGUCGAGGACAGGCACAUACCGCAAGGCAAUUCUGGGCAAUGCCGCCGUGGCAAUCAAGGACAAGGUCGUCUUGGACGUCGGCGCGGGCUCAGGCAUCCUGUCGUACAUGGCGGCACAGGCGGGCGCAAAAGAAGUGGUCGCGCUCGAGGCGUCAUCGAUGGCGGACAAGAUGCAGAUCGCGAACCGCGGCGAGGGUAACCCGCAUCUCGCCAACAAGGUGCGAAUUGUGCGCGGUAUGGUCGAGGACAAGUACGUCCAGGAAGCAGUGCUCAAGAAUGGCAAGGUGGACACGAUCGUGUCCGAGCCCAUUGGUGUUAUGCUCCUGCACGAACGCAUGGUCGAGUCAUUCCUCCUCGCACGCGACCUGUUCCUCAAGCCAGGCGGCAGCAUUCUGCCUUCGUCUGGUCAAAUCCACUUUUGCCCAUUCUCCGACGAAGGGCUGUACAACGAGACCGAGCAAAAGGCAGCGUUCUUCAACCAGACCCUGUUCGGCACCGACUUCCACGCGUUGUUCAAGGCAGCUCGUGAGGAGGCGUUUGCUCAGCCCGUUGUUGGCAUCUUCCCUCCCACAACACUCAUGUCGGCGCCAUGCCAGCCGACGACGUUUGACUUUUACACUUGCGCCAUCAAGGACCUGCUCGACUUUUCUGUGCCCAUCAACUUUGUGGCGUCGCGCACGGCUAUCAUGCACGGUCUCGCCUCCUGGUUUGACCUCGACUUUGACGCCCACGAGUCCACCAAGCCUACCGACGAGGACACUGAGGCCGACGACCUUGAGCAGGCGCAAUGGGCAUUCCCCGUCCCCACUGCCGGAUACCCGUGGCUCGGCGCUGAGCAGCCUCUCAACCCGGGUGCUGCUCCCGACGCUCCUCGCAAGGGUGUCAAGGUGACACUGUCGACGGGCCCCAACGCGACCCGCACCCACUGGCAGCAAGCCCGUCUCCUCCUUCCAGAGCCUCUGGCCGUCAACCGUGGCGAGCUCGUUGUCGGAUCGGUUCGGUUCAAGGUCAACAAUGCGCGUUCUUACGACCUCACGCUCGACCUUUCCGUGGACCGCGGUGUCCCCGCACCGGACCCGAACCCGUUGAGGCGAAUUGCCACCUACAACCUGCAGCACCAGACGUUCAACUACUCGUACACUGGCGAGACGUCUUGGGACGCAACACGUUUCAACGCAUAG
Apiotrichum porosum is the source of this 1323-nucleotide messenger RNA. RefSeq lists its product as uncharacterized. The transcript is spliced from 10 exons. The coding region runs from base 1 to 1323 and encodes 440 amino acids. Gene Ontology annotation, molecular function: protein-arginine N-methyltransferase activity. The record is from RefSeq and is a predicted model, not a curated record. Lineage: Eukaryota; Fungi; Basidiomycota; Tremellomycetes; Trichosporonales; Trichosporonaceae. Gene Ontology annotation, biological process: peptidyl-arginine methylation.